Messenger RNA from Ilyonectria robusta, 786 nucleotides. Its product is annotated as ribosomal protein S5, N-terminal domain-containing protein. Gene Ontology annotation, molecular function: RNA binding; structural constituent of ribosome. Gene Ontology annotation, cellular component: ribosome; cytosolic small ribosomal subunit. Gene Ontology annotation, biological process: translation. The transcript is spliced from 3 exons. The coding region runs from base 1 to 786 and encodes 261 amino acids. Lineage: Eukaryota; Fungi; Ascomycota; Sordariomycetes; Hypocreales; Nectriaceae. The record is from RefSeq and is a predicted model, not a curated record.
AUGGCUGACCGAGGAACUUCUCGCGGCGGUGGUUUCGCAUCCCGAGGCGGCGACCGUGGUGGCGACCGUGGACGUGGACGUGGCCGUGGCCGUGGACGUCGUGGUCCCCGCAACGAGGAGAAGGAGUGGCAGCCCGUUACCAAGCUCGGUCGAUUGGUCAAGGCCGGCAAGAUCAACAGCAUGGAGGAGAUCUACCUGCACUCUCUGCCCAUCAAGGAGUUCCAGAUUGUUGACAACUUCCUGCCCAAGCUCAAGGAUGAGGUCAUGAAGAUCAAGCCCGUCCAGAAGCAGACCCGUGCCGGUCAGCGAACCCGAUUCAAGGCCAUUGUCAUCAUUGGUGACUCCGAGGGCCACGUCGGUCUCGGCAUCAAGACCUCCAAGGAGGUUGCCACUGCUAUCCGCGCCGCCAUCAUCAUCGCCAAGCUGAGCGUCAUCCCCGUCCGAAGAGGUUACUGGGGAUCCAACCUUGGUGCUCCUCACUCCCUGCCCUGCAAGGAGAGCGGCAAGUGCGGUUCCGUCACCGUCCGUCUUAUCCCUGCUCCCCGUGGUACUGGCCUCGUUGCCUCUCCCGCCGUCAAGCGAUUCCUCCAGCUCGCCGGUGUCGAGGAUGCCUACACCUCUUCCGCCGGUUCCACCAAGACCCUCGAGAACACCCUCAAGGCUACCUUCGUGGCCGUGUCCAACACCUACGGCUUCCUGACCCCCAACUUGUGGAAGGAGACCAAGCUUAUCCGAAGUCCCCUGGACGAGUUUGCGGAUACCCUGCGAGAGGGCAAGCGUUACUAG